Messenger RNA from Ctenopharyngodon idella (grass carp), 4544 nucleotides. RefSeq names its product alpha-1,6-mannosyl-glycoprotein 2-beta-N-acetylglucosaminyltransferase. Gene Ontology annotation, molecular function: alpha-1,6-mannosylglycoprotein 2-beta-N-acetylglucosaminyltransferase activity. Gene Ontology annotation, cellular component: Golgi stack; Golgi membrane. Bases 180 to 1421 code for a protein of 413 amino acids. The transcript has 2 exons. Gene Ontology annotation, biological process: oligosaccharide biosynthetic process; protein N-linked glycosylation. NCBI's taxonomy places the organism in Eukaryota, Metazoa, Chordata, Actinopteri, Cypriniformes, Xenocyprididae. The record is from RefSeq and is a predicted model, not a curated record.
GUCAGCGGUAAAGACCUCCUCAUUCUCAGAUCACUUUCUCUUCCUGUUUCCAACUUUGUUGCACAUGACACUUUAUCUUGAACGAUGUUCGUGUUUCACCUGUGAAAAUGCCCGGAUUAUGCCCACAACAGACGUGUAACAGCAGUACAUGAGGUUUCCAUGGUGCUUUGACAUUGAAAAUGAGAUUCCGGUUGUUGAAGAAGAACUUUAUUGUGUUCCUCGUAAUUUUAGUUGUGUUUAUAAUGUUCUUUUAUUCCAUAAGACGGACUAAAGAUGAAGCAAACGUGGAUGUGACUGAGAAAGACAGCACAGAGACUGCUGUAAUGGGUAAAUUUGAGUUUGGCACCGUCCAGAAUAUGAUAAAGUCCAUCUAUGACAGCAACUACAGGCAGUUCAUUCAGAACGGAGACAAAUUUCCAUUGGAGCCGGAGGCGGUGGUCGUCGUGCAAGUCCACAAUCGACCGGCGUACCUCAAAAUGCUCAUACAGUCCCUGGAAAAAGUCGAUGGAGUACAAAACAGUCUCUUGAUAUUCAGCCAUGACUACUUCUCAGAGGAAAUUUCCAAUAUGGUCAAGGGAAUCACCUUCUGUAGGGUCCUCCAGAUCUACUUCCCCUACAGCAUCCAGCUGUAUCCAAAUGAAUUCCCAGGACAAGAUCCGAAUGAUUGUCCGAGAGACAUUUCAAAGGAGGACGCCAUCAAAAAGGGAUGUUUGAACGCAGAACACCCGGAUUCGUACGGACACUACAGGGAAGCGUCCAUCACUCAAACCAAACACCAUUGGUGGUGGAAGCUGCAUUUUGUGUUCGAGCGAGUGCAGGUUCUUCGCGGAUACAACGGAUACAUCGUGUUCAUCGAGGAAGACAACUACCUUCUCCCUGAUUUCCACAAAUACUUAAAAUCCAUGAUCGAGCUAAAGAAAACCAGCUGUGCGGACUGCGACGUCCUCGCACUGGGCAACCACAACGGUUUAUCAGGAUUUCACGAGCUUUCCAGCAAAACAGAGACGGCAGGAUGGCUGUCCACCAAGCAUAACAUAGGAAUGGGAAUCUCCAGAGAGCUCUACUACAAACUGAUGGGAUGCAACAACGCGUUCUGCACCUAUGAUGAUUAUAACUGGGACUGGACCCUCCAGAACUUGUCCGGUACGUGCGUCUCGAAACCCCUCAAGGUUCUGGUGGCUCGUGGAAGCCGGGUUCUUCACACGGGCGACUGCGGCCUGCAUCAGAAGGAGGAUUGCCGGCCGGAGAUGGCUCAGGAAAAGGUGGAUGCGUCACUUAAAGAGGCACAGUCUGCGCUUUUCCCUCCCAUACUGACAGUGACGGACCACGGGCCGGUGGAGCAUCAACCUCACAUGAAAAACGGAGGCUGGGGGGACGUUCGCGAUCACACGCUGUGCAUCAACUACGCAGCUCGACUCUGAGCGGGACGUUUAAAUGGGUGCCAUUCAGAACAUCAGGGUUACAUGUUGCAGGUUAAAGAUUUUGCUUUCACCAAAAAUAGGAAAAAUGUGAGUUAUAUCAUGGUGUGUAUAUAUUUGCAAAUGGAAAAAUGUCACUCUAAAAAAUGCUGGGUUGAAGUUGGGUUGAAAAUGGACAAACCCAGCGGUUGGGUUAAAUGUUUGCCCAAAGUGCUGGUCAGUUUUUAACUCAACUAUUGUUUAAAAAUUACUAUAUGUCUGGCUUAAAAUGAACCCAAAAUAGGUUAGAAAUUAAAAAUCAGACACAUAAUUACUAGAUGCAAACGUAAUAAUCAGAAGGUGAACAUUUAUUAAUAAGCAGUUUAAUGUUUAUUGUUAAAUUAUUAUUCAUUAAACUUAUUAAUAAUAAAUCAGUUAUUAAACAUAUUAAUAAAUGUUAGUUUCCAACAUAUUUUGGGUUGAUUUUAAGCAAGAAAUACAGUCAUUUUUAAACAAUAGUUGAGUGAAAUAAACCUACCCAGCAGGUUGGUCAAACAUUUAACCCAAUUGCUGGGUUUGUCCAUUUUUCAACCCAACUUGGGUUAUUUUUAACCCAGAAUUUUUAGAGUGAUGGAUGCAUCUCAUGAAAAAAAAAAAAAAAAAAAAAAAAAAAAAACAGGUCGACUUUUCACCCCAAAUCAAUUGCUUCUGAAUGUUUUACUCAUGUUAUUUUUUUUUUUUUUGUAAUUCCCAUACUGUAAGAAAUUCACUCUAAAAAAUGCUGGGUUGUUUCAAAUAUGGACAAACCCAAACCCAAACCCAACCAAUUAAAAAUUUAAUUUAAAAAAAUAUAACCCAAUGGUUGGGUUUGUCCAUUUUGACCCAAAUUUGGGUUGAAACAACCCAGCAUUUUUUAGAGUAUAGGAUUAACAAUUUUCACUCAGAAAUUGCUAGUAAAUUUCACAAAUAAUUACAAAGAAACAUCGAAUUAAAUAUGGAAUGUUUAAGUAAAAAGUUUUUAAAUUUACCCGUGCAUCAGCUUUUUAAAAAUUUAAAUUAGCGUACAUUAAAGGCAGUACAACAAAUACUACCAUGAUGUAUGGAUACUUUACACUUUAAAUAAUCUCUCAUUGAUGUUUUGCAUAAUGAUAAUACGAUUUCGCGCGUUCACAUGACAAAACUCACUGAAUGAUGUUCAUGUUUCCCCUGUGAAAAUGCCCGGAUUAUGCCUACAAAUGUAAAUUAGGGUACAUUAAAGGCAGUACAACAAAUACUACAAUUAUGUAUGGAUACUUUACACUUUAAAUAAUCUCUUUGCAUUAUGAUAAUACGAAUUUGGAGGGGAAAUGUGCUUAACUGUGUUGUAAAUAAUGUCACAACACUAUAUAAAUGAUCCUGCAAAAACUGGCUUCAUGUUGUUGCAUAUUGCAUGAUAAUAUCAAACAUCUCUCUUUUUGAUUCAUUUGAUUUUGCGGUGAAAAGUGAGCUGGAUAUGCCGACAGGUUUUCUGCGUCUCACAACUUUAAAUUUCAUAAUUUUCCUGACACUUAUAAAUUAUCAUGGGGUUUAAUGCAUGCAUAUUGUGCAUUUACGAUUCCUUUUCAUCACAAAUCAUAAACCUUCCAGUGAACAUCUGUGUUUAUUGUUCUGUUGUUAAGUUUUAUUGUGACAUUCCUUUUGUCUUCCGUUACUGGUGUUUCCUAAAAGUAGAUCUGUUUCUUCUUUGGUUGCUUUAUUUUAUUUUUUUAACAUUGGGGCAUAUUUUGGUGGUGUAUUUAGGUGUGUGACUUUUAUGAAUCAGUGAUGAAUUGUAAUGUGCCUUAAAAACAUGCUUUAAUUUUGCAUAUGACAGUUUGCAUAAUUUGCAUUUGUGGUAUUCCCCGUCCUCUCUCUAAUCUGGGUUAGCUUUUCUUCACAAUCAUUUGAUAAUUUCUUCUUUUUUUUGACGUAAAGCUACUUUUAUUGCCUUACAGUGUGUUUAAUAUCUUAGAAGACAGGAAUGAUCAUGCAGAAAUGCUUUUUAUUUUUUCAUUUUUUUUAAAGUUUAAGGCCUGGUUUCACAGAGGCUUAGAUUAGGCCUUAGUUCAAUUAGGACAUUUAAGUUGCUUUUAUUAAAGUGCCUUAGAAACAAACAUUACUGAUGUGCAUCUUAAGACAAAACAAUGGCUCUGACAUAUUUUAAGAUAUGUUAGUGCAAGUUGCUUUCAGUUAAAACAGCUCAAACAUGCAUUUUAGUCUGUGAAACCAGCCAUAAAUCUGCAAUUUUUAUCUAAGACUGAGUAAUGCAGUUAUACAGGUUUGGCUCCAGAUAUUUAUCUGUUUAUCUUUUCCCAACGAAGAUGCUCAACAUUUAAAGUGAUAGUUCACCCAAAAAUGAAAAUUCUGUCAUCAUUUACUCACCCUCAAGUUAUUCAAAACAUGUACGAGUUUCUUUGUUCUGCUGAACACAAUGGCAGAUAUUUUGGAAAAUGUUUGUAGCCAAACAGUAGUGGAGCACCAUUGACCUCCAUAGUAUGGACAAAAAUACUAGUUUGGAACAACUUGAGGAUGAGUAAAUGAUGACAGAAUUCUCAUUGUUUCGGGUGAACUGUCCCUUUAAGUGGAACUUGGGGUCACGGCAACUCAAACUUUCCUGGGACUGUAAAAUUGUGAAAUGUUGACAUGUAGCCAAAGAUAUUCACCUUUGUCCAUGAUUUGGAGAGUUUCCGAGGUACAAAGGUGUUUUGUUUUGUUAUUUUCAGCUGACCUUCUCUGCAUGUUUCCUCUCUGUUUCCUUUCUGCGAUUUCCGUUAUAUGUUCAGGGAUGGAAAAGCUGACAUGCUCAAAAGAGUUGCCAAAGUCUUUGAGUGGAAGUUGAUCUUUUAUUGUGUAAUUGAGCGUAUACUGUCUGUAUAUGUGUAAGUGUGUAUGAGAGAGACUGCUUGCUCUGGUGAUUGUUUUUCUUUAGUACGGGUAAGAGAAUGAGGUAGAUAUGUAUGCAAAUGUUAUGCUAUCCUUUUAUCUCUUAAAGCCAUAUUCAUUUUUGACCUUUUAGCUUUGAGCCAAAGAUGCAUCGAUCAUGAGUAGUCGGCAUGUUCUCAUGGACAGGAGUUUAAAUCUGUGUAAUUUUGUUUUCUCUGAUUUAAUAAAUUUUAUGAAUAAGGGUUA